GCCCCGUCCGGCCCGGAAGGGUCAGGGGUCAGUGGGUGGUGACAAGCCGCUGCUGUGGCGGUGUUCCCGGGUCCUGGGCCUAUGGCGCCACCGCAGCGAUGUCCUCUGUGUCGGCAAACUUUCUUCUGUGGUCGCGGACACGUCUACAGCCACAAGCACCAGCGGCAGUUGAAGGGGGCUCUGGAGCGGCUUCUACCGCAGGUGGACGCCGCCCGCAGGGCCGUCCGCGCCGCCCAGGUGGAGCGCUAUGUCCCCGAGCACGAUCGGUGUUGUUGGUGCCCGUGCUGUGGCUGCGAAGUGCGAAAACAUCUGAGCCAUGGCAACCUGACAGUGCUACACGGGGGUCUGCUGGAACAUCUGGCCAGCCCAGAGCACAAGAAAGCCACCAACAAAUUCUGGUGGGAGAACAAGGCCAAUGCCCAGAUGAAAGAGAAGUUUCUGAUCUCCCCCCAGGAUUAUGCGCGGUUUAAGAAGUCCAUGGUGAAGGGCUUGGAUUCCUAUGAGGAAAAGGAGGACGAGGUGAUUAAAGAGAUGGCAGCUCAGAUCCGUGAGGUAGAACAGAGUCGGCAGGAAGUGGUCCGAUCUGUCUUAGAGCCUCAGGCCGAGUCAGAUCCAGAAGAGGGUUCUUCAGCACCUGAAAGUUGGAAAGCGACCAACGGCCACGUAGCUGCCAGCUCACAGCAGGUAUCACACUUGGCCUUGCAACCUGUUGCAGAGCUUGAUUGGAUGGAGACAGGACAGCAACUAACAUUCAUUGGCCAUCAGGAUACACCUGGAGUUGGUAAUAUUCACUCAGGUGCCACACCUCCCUGGAUGAUCCAGGAGGAGCAACACAGCUCUGGAAGCCUCCCAAUAGGGCCCUCCUAUGAGGAAUUUCUCAAAGAAAAGGAAAAACAAAAACUGAAGAAACUCCCUCCAGAUAGAGUUGGCGCCAACUUUGAUCACAGUUCCAACACCAGUGCAGGCUGGCUGCCCUCUUUUGGCAGAGUCUGGAAUAAUGGACGCCGCUGGCAGUCCAGGCAUCAAUUCAAAACUGAAGCUGCAACAAGAAGCAAGCAGCCACAUAAAGGGAAAAGCUGAAGGCUCGAUCUCAUCUGACCUUGCGUCCAACAAACCCAUUCCAGCUACUAUUCAUUCCUAAGACCAAAUCCUCUCUAGCUGCCUUAGGAAACAGAUGCACCCAUUCAUUUGAUUCAAUAAAGUUUUAUUUUCCCAAAUGUA
Messenger RNA from Mus pahari (shrew mouse), 1221 nucleotides. It is a transcript of the gene Cenatac, whose product is annotated as coiled-coil domain containing 84. The record is from RefSeq and is a predicted model, not a curated record. The transcript is spliced from 11 exons. Lineage: Eukaryota; Metazoa; Chordata; Mammalia; Rodentia; Muridae. Bases 82 to 1080 code for a protein of 332 amino acids.